UUCUAGUCAAAUGUUCUAAAGUUUGAGAAAUUUCAAACAUAACAUUAGAAUAAAAUUUUACAAGAACAAGUUAAUAAUAUGUUAGAAACAGAGGUUUGUGAUGGUGUUGUUGUUAAUGUUCCACGCCCUAUUGUUAGAAAAUUCCAAGCUAGACCUCAACGUGAAGGUGUUGGUGCUGUUGUAAGAAGAAGCAUUGGCCGGUUUGAGCUCAAAUACUUUGAUCCUUUUCUUGUUUUGGAUGAAUUCUCAGUUUCUGCUCCUGGUGGAUUUCCUGAUCAUCCACACAGAGGAUUUGAGACAGUGACCUACAUGUUGCAGGGAGCUCUUACACAUGAAGAUUUUGCUGGGCAUAAAGGAAGCAUAGGUACUGGUGAUGUGCAAUGGAUGACUGCUGGAAGAGGAAUAGUGCACUCAGAAAUGCCUGCAGCACAAGGUGUCCAAAAGGGUUUGCAACUUUGGAUUAAUCUAUCCUCUAAACACAAAAUGGUUGAGCCAAGAUAUCAAGAAAUACAAAGUAAAGAUAUAUCAGAAGUUGAGAAAAAUGGUGUGAAAGUUCGAGUUAUAGCAGGAGAAGCCUUGGGAAAAAAGUCAUUGAUUUAUACUAGAACACCAACUUUAUAUCUAGAUUUCACUUUAAAACCAGGAACAAAUCUUCAACAACCAAUUCCAAAAUCAUGGAAUGCAUUUGUUUAUGUUUUAGAAGGUGAGGGUAUUUUUGGAAGUUCAAGAUCUUCUUCACCAAUUACAGCCCAUUAUCUUCUCCUUCUUGGGCCUGGUGAUGGGCUUAUGGCUUGGAAUAGGUCCAGUAAAUCUCUUAGGUUUAUUUUAGUAGGUGGUGAACCAUUGGGUGAACCAUUAGUUCAAUAUGGGCCUUUUGUGAUGAAUACACAAGAAGAGAUUGAUCAAACAAUUGAAGAUUUUGAGAAUGGUGUAAAUGGAUUUGAGAGAGCAAAGUAUUGGCAGUCUCAAGCAAUUGUUGAUUCUUAGAAUUAUUAUUUUUCGUUACAUGAGGAAAGUUAGGACACCCUUUUCUCGAUGAAAAAUUCUGGCGAAUCAAGAAGAACAUUGUAUUUUCUUUCAAUUUCUUGUCUUUACAAGUAGCCACUAAUUAGACGUAGUAAAGGAUGAUGUUUGAUUUGAAAUUUUUUUUAUAUUUGACAUUGAAACCAUGAGAUAGAAAUCUCAUAUGUAGAGUUUUAUUUUUUUAAAUAUUUUUUUAUAUACAUAUAAUAAAAAGCUUAUUAUAUGUUAAAAGGAUGAGGUAUCAAUGUAAAACUAUGCAAAAUUGUUUCUUUUAUUUGGAGAUUGUAGGUAAUAAAUGUUGCUUCUACAUACCUUCGGCUUCAUGAUUUACUUGUUGUACAAGUUGACAAUUUGAUUCAAAGAUCACAUUUUAUUGGUUU
This is a messenger RNA of Beta vulgaris subsp. vulgaris (sugar beet), 1403 nucleotides long. RefSeq names its product pirin-like protein. The transcript is spliced from 6 exons. Lineage: Eukaryota; Viridiplantae; Streptophyta; Magnoliopsida; Caryophyllales; Amaranthaceae. The record is from RefSeq and is a predicted model, not a curated record. Bases 79 to 987 code for a protein of 302 amino acids.